Messenger RNA from Chenopodium quinoa (quinoa), 408 nucleotides. RefSeq lists its product as uncharacterized. The record is from RefSeq and is a predicted model, not a curated record. Lineage: Eukaryota; Viridiplantae; Streptophyta; Magnoliopsida; Caryophyllales; Amaranthaceae. The transcript has 2 exons. Bases 1 to 408 code for a protein of 135 amino acids.
AUGGAGAUUAGAUGUGAAAUUAGGGUUUAUGAAUUAGGGGUGGUGUUUGGGAAAAAAGGGAAAUCGAAGGGGUUGGGGGAAAUCAUGGCAGGGGAAAUCGGGGAAGGUGGCCGGAAUCGAAAAGGGGAGGGGAAGGGGGUUUUGGGUGUGGAGGCCGGAAAUCGAAAAAGGAUGGGGAAGGGAGUUUUGGGUGGGGUGGCCAGAAUUGAAAAGGGAGGGAAGGGGUGGGAGGCCGCCGGCGCACCUGUCGGUUCUGGCCUCGGCGGCAAGGGGUUUGGCGGUGAGGUGGCCGGAAUGGGCUGGCUGGUGGCAGCAGGUGGUUUGUGCGGUUGUCGCUGCCAGAAUGUAGGAGUUAGUGAUGUUGAGGGGUUGCGUUGUUUUCGUGGUGGUUCAAAGUGGCUGGGGUGA